CUUUUAACCAUCUUCAUUCCCUUUUCAUAUACCCCUGAAGACACAUUGAUCUGUGUCGUCCUUGGUCAACCCGACCUACCUCUCGACUGCGUCGACGAGCUUUGAUUCGCAACAGGCCGCCCCGUUCUAGUUGCCCGCGUCAACAAAAUUCGACGCGAUGGGUUUUAUGAGCCACCGUCGACGGGAUGUCGAGGUCCGCCCUGAGCAGAAAUGGGACUAUAUUAGCCUCAACGACUUCAAGUCUACGUCAUGUUUCACUCCAUUUGCCUACGGUUACCUGUGGUCAUCGGUUCUUCUGUCCUUGACCGUCUAUGCUGUCGAUACCUUCACCGCCGUCAAUCUGCUCGUCUUCGGAAAAUGGUCCUCGACGAUUGAACCGACCCAGCUGAUCUCUUUCAACAUAUCGAGAUGGAUCUUCUCCAUCUGUAUCAUCCUCUCCUUCAUCAACCUCAUCUACGAGCAUAUUCGAGCCAGGCGGAUCAUGAAGAGGGGCAGUGUGGCCGAAUGCUAUCUCGACAAUCUAGCCGUUCGGCUGGAAAGCAUGCGUCUGGGCAAGGGGCAGGGUUGGAGAAGAUUCCUGGUGUUCGCAGAAUUGACGAAAAGCAAGAAGGGUGCCGAGUACAUCGCCCUCUUCACCUUCUUCAACUUCCAGUCAUGGAUUCGUGUCAUUAUCUGCUCUGGGCCUCGCCAGGCAGUCAAUGCACUUACCCUCUACUCAGUUUACAAUGCCAUGCUAUUGAUCGAGGGCCAAAACUUUGAGAACUCGUUGAUGAGCUUCUUCGCGAAGCUCAAGGCACUCGCGGAAGAGGACUACCAACAGGCUCUUAUCCUGUCCGGCAUGCUCUUCACCCUUGUCAUUUGGGUCUUCUCCUUCUUGUCGCUAUUGUUGGCUGCGCUGUUCUUCGUCUUCUUCCUGUGGCACUAUAUCCCCAAGACUGAUGGAGGCCUGACGGGCUACUGCGAGCGCAAGGCCAACAAGAGGUUGAUGAAGAUUGUCUCAAUCAAGAUCAACAAGGCCAUGGCCGACGACGAGCGGAAGAGGAAGAAGGCGGAGUUCAAAGCCGCCAAGAAGAACGGCGAGAUGCGACCCAUGUCAAUGCAGGCUACCUUGCCCGAUGUUGGCGGCGACAAGCUUCCUAAUAUGCCAACUCUCCAUAGGACCGAUACUAUGGCAACCCUGCCCCUAUACACGUCUCAGCCAGGAACUCCCGCAAACUUCGCAAACUUCGAACUGAACCCUGUCGAGAAGCGCCCAUUCCCUGCUCGGACAGGCACCAUGUCCUCGGGCACGACACAGUUUUCAACCAGACAGCCUCUCAUUGGGGCAGCGGCAGAGUUUGGCAGCCGCCCCCCGUCACCUCCAGCGAGAACGGGAACAUCGGCUUCGAAUAGGAGCUUUGGUUCUGGGUCGCAGCUUAGCCGCAUGCCGACAAACGGACCUGGAUAUGGGAGUUACUCAUCCAGCCAAUCAUCGUACCCAUUCGAGACAAUGCCCUCGCUCCCUCCUCCCAUCAGGUCGCCCGUCUUGCCCAUAAACAACGCAAGAAGUUCUGCCUCGAGCUACGCGAAUAGCGUACGAAGCAGCGACCGCCCAGAAUAUGACGAAUACCCGGGCGCGCGCGCGAGCCCGGCUCCUUCCGCCAACUCAUAUCGGCCAAUGCCUCCGUCCCCCCGCGGAAUGGGACCAAACGGAUACCCCAUCCGCGCCAACACAAACCCGGUGCCUCCCCGAGGCCCCGGCCCGUAUUCUCCUCGGAGAAACAUGACUGCACCAAUGCAACCACGUCAUCAACAGACUUCUAGUAACAGUUCGUUGAGAAAUGUGGCCACGCCGUCACAGCCAUAUCAUCAACCCCCCCAAAGGGCUAAUGAUUACGACUAUUUCGACAGACCUACGACUUCCAGCAGUCAACAAGGCGGGCCGAGACCCGGAUAUGGCAAUGGGCGGAGCCAGGAUGGGUGGAACCAGGAUGGGUGGAACCAGGAUAUGGAGAGGGUACAGGGACCGCGAUACUAGACAUUAUAGACGCAGUGUGUGGCCGUUCGUUUAAGCGUCUCACGCCACGCAUCUGGGUGCCUAUCGUGGU
This is a messenger RNA of Phialemonium atrogriseum, 2087 nucleotides long. RefSeq lists its product as uncharacterized. The record is from RefSeq and is a predicted model, not a curated record. The transcript is spliced from 3 exons. Gene Ontology annotation, molecular function: potassium ion transmembrane transporter activity. The coding region runs from base 158 to 2017 and encodes 619 amino acids. Gene Ontology annotation, cellular component: plasma membrane. Gene Ontology annotation, biological process: potassium ion transmembrane transport. NCBI's taxonomy places the organism in Eukaryota, Fungi, Ascomycota, Sordariomycetes, Cephalothecales, Cephalothecaceae.